Molecule: messenger RNA, 1159 nt
Organism: Cydia pomonella (codling moth)
Lineage: Eukaryota; Metazoa; Arthropoda; Insecta; Lepidoptera; Tortricidae
Exons: 2
Coding region: 644-1117 (157 amino acids)
Source: RefSeq, a predicted model, not a curated record
UUUAUUCAAUAGGGUUUUUUAUAUAGCCACCUCUGUUACGUUAGGAUUUGCACUCGCACGUUGCUGUCUCUUUCAAACCUUUGAAGAAAUCAAUAAUGUGUAUUUACGAUAGGAAUUAUACCUAAACUAUUGUAUAUAUACAUAAUGGGUGAUGAUUUCAUCCCAAAUAUUUUACAUAUUUACCUAUAUGUUAGCAGUUUUUGUCUUAAAUUUUAUUGAUUCCAGAUUAUUAUUGAUCGAGACAUUUGUGUUGUCUUGAUUUUUUUAUCCACUCGUAAAUAAGUUUGGUAUAUGUGAGAAAUUGACUGCUAAUUAUUGAUAGACAGUUAACAUGGCCGUCUUUAGGUCAGGUUUCAACUUGUAGGUAUAUGUAAACAAAGUUUCCGUUAUUUAGUGCUAUAAUUUAUUGCAUUCCUGUUUAUACCAGUUAGAUAGGUGGGGUAGUGACUUUCAAAAUCCUGUUAAAACGUGUCUCUUCCUAGGUGGUCCUCUGUUCCCACUAGCGUGCCUGAGGUUUUUUUUAAACACAAAUUCAUAUAAAAAGGCCGCUGCUGAGGGUGAAUUAUAUAGUAUCUUUAGACCACCAGUUCAGUUAAGAGCUCUUGGUUUCUACACAUUGAAGUUUUGAUUAUCACUUGUGAUCAUGGAUUUUACCGAGAAUACCUUCAAGAACUACUACUUCAAUGAACACGAAGACGAAGCGAGCGAUGAGGAAGGGACGCUUGCUUUCAAAGUCAAGCAGGCCAUAGCAAAGAAGCGACCAUCCAAUAACAUCGACGUGUUUUUCGAAAAGUCCAAGAAGAAGCCGAAAGUCUACAAGAAAUCUUCCACGGUCGCCAAAAUGACGGAAGACGGUGUCGCAUACCUUACAUCUGGACAAGACGAUGGGGCAUAUGCCUCACAUCUGAUCAAAAUAGAGGUAUACGACAUGGAAAAAAUAAAAAAUGUUUCGCCAUUGGAGCAUUGGAAACACUGCGAUCUUCGUGUUAGAUACUACACCGUCGGAGAAGGGGACACGCAUGAACAAAGUGCUCGUGAUGUCAUUUACAACAUCACAAAAGAGUUAUCGGCAAAGCCUAAGUGUGUUAAAUAUUGUUUAGGAACUGAAAAUAAAUAGUGUUAAAGUGCUUUGUUUAAUUUCAUAAUCUUAGGUCUAAAA